AUGAAGGCCGCUCUUGUAAUACUCUCGGCCAUCUCCAUGGCGAAUGCCUUUCCGGGCAUGUCCGACCUCCGGCAUGUACGCCGUGCGCAAGACGAGGAGAAUACCAAGAAACUACCUGGGGACUUGGAGGGUCAAGACGAAAGCACCAUGUCUGAGACUGGGAAGCUCAUCAAGAAUAUCUUGCAAGGCAACGAAACUCCUCAAGACCUGACCACGGCUUAUUCUUCGGUUCCGGACCAGAACUCAGCCGAGUGCAAGGCCGACAAGUGUUGCAUAUGGAAGCACAUCGCGGAUGAGAUGAAGUCCAAGAUGACGGGGGACGCCGGACGUUGCAACAACCUUGCGAGACAAUGCAUUCGCAUGGGGUUUCAUGACGCAGCAACCUGGUCUUUGGACACGGGCAAAGACGGCGGCGCGGACGGGUCAUUGGUUCUAGCUAGAGAAUGUUUUGACCGCCAGGUAAACAAUGGAGUGACAGACGGCUGUAAUCAGAUGCAGGCUUGGUUUGACACGUACAAGUCGUUUGGUGUCAGCAUGGCAGAUCUGAUCCAGAUGGGCGGUGGACAAAAGAUGAUGGGAGUUGUUGCUAACACGUCAACUGGUCCUCCAGCAAACGUUGCCACGGUUGUCUGCCCCCUCGGACCCCGUGUCCGCAGCUUUGUUGGGCGCAAAGACAACUCCAACCCAUCACCAGACGGCCUUUUGCCAUCGGCGUUUGACUCGGCCGAUCAACUGAUUUCUCUCUUCGCCAACAAGACAAUCAGUGCCAGCCAGCUCGUGGCCCUGGUCGGCGCCCACACCACCAGCCAGCAGUUCUUUGUUGAUGCCAACCGCGCCGGAGACCCUCAGGACAGCACCCCCGGCGUAUGGGACACCAACUUUUACGGAGAGACCACCGACGCCAGUUCGCCCAAGCAAGUAUUCAAGUUUCAAAGCGAUAUCAACCUGUCUCAAGAUUCUAGGGCCACGGGUGCUUGGACGGCGUUUACCGGGACACAUGGACAGCGUCCUUGGAAUGGGGCCUAUGCUGCGGCGUACGUUCGAAUGAGCAUGUUGGGCGUGUAUAAUACCAAUGACUUGACCGAGUGCACAAAGGCGCUCCCGCUGCCCAUCACUUCAUUCUCAUCUCCCGAUGCCGCGGCCUUGGCUGACUUUGCAAACGGCGGCGCGCCUGAUGCCGCCAAGAACGCUUCCAAUGGAGAUGUUAUUGUAGUGUAG
This is a messenger RNA of Metarhizium acridum CQMa 102, 1218 nucleotides long. NCBI's taxonomy places the organism in Eukaryota, Fungi, Ascomycota, Sordariomycetes, Hypocreales, Clavicipitaceae. The record is from RefSeq and is a predicted model, not a curated record.